AUUGAUUGUUAUUUCGCAGUUAUAUAAAGUAGCAAAUUGUCGUUCCUGAAUAGGUGGCGCCGUGGUAGCCGAUCCUGUUCUUAAACUUCCGGUUUCUGCACUGUGCAACUAUACAGUUGCAUUUUUAAUUAACGAUGCCAAGUACUUGUUGUUGUGUACCUGGAUGUCAUUUAAGAGGAGGACAUGCAUUUCCAAAUGACUUAAAAAGAAGGAAAAGUUGGAUCAACGCCAUGGCCCAUACGCAGAUUGGACGAGAACACGAUGAAAUCGUGGAGUCCAUCUCAAUCAGCUGUUGUUUGCAAGGCACAUUUUACUGAAAAAGACUACGUGCAGGAAACUAUUCAUGAGCGCAAACCCUCCAUACAGAGACUUAAGUCUACUGCCAUUCCCAGCCUAUUUUCCUGGAUCAAGCAAGAGACUGAAUCGUCCGCAAAAAGAAAAAUCAGGGCAGUUUCCUGUGAAAACAAAAGAACUAAACUUGAUGAAUAUUGUAGUAGAAAUCUAGAGGAAAGUUUUGAUUGUAAAGUUGGUUUUCCUGAAGAAGUCAUUCAUACUGCAGCCAGGAUUUAUGACUGUCCACCACCAACUGCCGAGCUAAUGUUGAGCUUCACAGAUGGAAUUACGCAAACACCAUCAAUGCCUAUAUUUUCAGCAGAGAAUUUUGAAAUGAAGACAUGUGACACAGCCAUGCAUUUUUAUACCAGUUUAGAGUUGUAUACUAAAUUUUUAUUUGUUUUGACCACACUUGGUCCAGCAGCACAUUGUUUGAGAUACAUAUAUUUUCAAAUUGAUAGGGUGUCAUUUGAAAAUCAUUUUUUUUAUGACUUUGAUGAAAUUGAGGCAUUAUACAACCAACUUUGAACUGUCAAGAUUCUAGAUUGAAACUAGUGUUAAGAAUAUUGUGUAAACAUGGAUUGUUUUUAUGUCUAAACAGUGGCGUGAGGCUAACACUUGGCCAUUUAGUGGUUUAGUCAGGUAUUUUUCGCCAUCCAACUUCAAAUUAAAGUUUCCUACAACUUGGAUUAUUAUUGACAGCACAGAAUAUCCCGUGAUAAAACAUAAAGCUCCUAGAGCUCAGGCAACCUUUUCAUCAUAUAAAAACAGAAACACUGAAAAUACUUGUAUGUUCGACACCUGGUGGUUUAGUCAACUACAAAAAUGUAUGUCUCUAAUGCAUAUGUUGGUUGUACCAGUGACUGUGAAAUAGUUGAAAGAUGUAGAAUACAUGUGUAGUUCAAUUAUGUGAUCCAGGUGACAGUGUGAUGGCAGACAAAGGUUUAAAUGUGCAAGAUUUGUUUGCUCACUUUUUUCAAAAAAAGAAACAGAAUUAGUUCCAAAACUCUUAUACGGGAUAGAAAAGUCUCCAAUUAACACAUGCACAUAGAGCUAAUUAUUGGACUUGGCAAAACAUACAAAAUUCUAAUAAAUCCUAUGAAUGGAACUGAAACAAAACUUUCAUCUGAAAUAACAUUUAAGUUGUUUUAUGUUGUGUAAUUUUAGAACUUGUAUUGUGCCAAAGGAUGCAUAAAUAAAAGUGACGCAAUGAAG
Mytilus californianus (California mussel) is the source of this 1548-nucleotide messenger RNA. RefSeq lists its product as uncharacterized. The record is from RefSeq and is a predicted model, not a curated record. The transcript is spliced from 2 exons. Lineage: Eukaryota; Metazoa; Mollusca; Bivalvia; Mytilida; Mytilidae. The coding region runs from base 262 to 861 and encodes 199 amino acids.